Messenger RNA from Lycium barbarum (goji berry), 860 nucleotides. Its product is annotated as transcription factor PRE6-like. Gene Ontology annotation, biological process: regulation of DNA-templated transcription; regulation of growth. The record is from RefSeq and is a predicted model, not a curated record. Gene Ontology annotation, molecular function: protein dimerization activity. The transcript has 2 exons. Lineage: Eukaryota; Viridiplantae; Streptophyta; Magnoliopsida; Solanales; Solanaceae. The coding region runs from base 305 to 610 and encodes 101 amino acids.
UAUUUAAAAACAAGAAUAGCCCACAUCUUUAUCCCAUGCACUUGUCUUCUUCACCUCCAACACUUGUUCCUUAGUGUUUUUCUCUUAUUCUUCUUAUUCAUAUGGUUUCCUUGCCUCUCUGUCCAUAUCUUGUCUCUCAAACAGUUACAGUUCUCUACUCUUUUUAAGCUCCCCACAACACACAACUCUCACAUAUUCAUUACAACAAUUCUCUCUGACAGCUUAUAAAUUACAAACUGUUUCCCAUUCUGGUCUAUCGUCUUAAAGCACAACGCUAGUUCUUGCCUUCUUAGUUCUCCUGAAAAUGUCAAGCCGAAGAUCACGUUCCUCGAGACAAUCAGGAGGUUCCAGAAUAACUGAUGAGCAGAUUGCCGAUCUCGUGUCAAAGUUACAACUGCUUAUCCCUGAAAGCCACACUAGGCGUUCCAACAAGUACCAAAUUUUUUUUAUAAAACAGGUUUCAGCUUCCAAAGUGUUGCAGGAGACAUGCAACUACAUAAGAAGUUUACACAGAGAAGUGGAAGACCUAAGUGAUCGAUUAUCAGUGCUUUUGGAAUCUACUGAGAGUGAUAGUGAUCAAGCUGCCAUUAUUAGAAGCUUACUUAUGUGACAAAAUUGCCAUUAUUGGAAGCUUACAUAAUUAUGAGAAAAUAAUUUCCAUCGCUAGCUCUAUUUUGUACGUUUCUUUAAUUUCCAUCUUGUUAUUUCUUCUGAAAAGUAGUAGUUAUAUAUAGUAAUUAAUUAGCAUUUGGCCGCUAGAAAAGUAGUAGUUAUGACUUACGCAACUCUGCUGCAAUUCACGCGUCUUUAACAUUUCAAGUAUAAUAAAGGAAUUGAGUGACAUUAUACAUGAAAAGUAG